Molecule: messenger RNA, 1171 nt
Organism: Hipposideros armiger (great roundleaf bat)
Lineage: Eukaryota; Metazoa; Chordata; Mammalia; Chiroptera; Hipposideridae
Gene: RNASEH1
Product: ribonuclease H1
Exons: 8
Coding region: 76-918 (280 amino acids)
Biological process (GO): DNA replication, removal of RNA primer
Molecular function (GO): nucleic acid binding; RNA-DNA hybrid ribonuclease activity; magnesium ion binding
Source: RefSeq, a predicted model, not a curated record
UUCCGGAAGUUUGGUCCCUGUGAUGGCGGCGCGGAGUCGGGAGGCGAGAUGCGCCCGGGCGCCUGCCACUGAACGAUGACCAGGCUUCUGGGCGCGGCACACAGAGUCGCCUUGGCCGCCGUGCGCUGCAGCAGCCUCGGCUGCGGGGGGCCCGGCAUGUUCUACGCCGUGAGGAGAGGCCGCAAGGCCGGGGUGUUUUUGAGCUGGGACGAAUGCAGAGCACAGGUGGACCGGUUUCCUGCUGCCAGGUUUAAGAAGUUUGCCACCGAGGAGGAAGCCUGGGCCUUUGUCAGAAACGCCGGGAGCCCUGGUGGUUCAGAAGGGCAGAAGGAUCAACGUGUACAAGAAUCACAAGUCAAAGGCAGCAAGCGACUCCGUGAGCCCCUGGUGGAAGGGGAUGAGAAUGCAGAGCCAUGUGCAAAGCAUGUGAAACAGAGCACGGAGGCAGCCCCGCCAGCUGGCAAGGACUCCUUCUCUUACAUGGGAGAAUAUGUCGUCGUCUACACUGACGGCUGCUGCUGCAGUAACGGGCGGAGGAGGGCGCGAGCAGGAAUCGGUGUUUACUGGGGCCCCGGCCAUCCUCUAAACGUAGGUAUUAGACUUCCUGGGCGACAAACCAACCAAAGAGCAGAAAUUCAUGCAGCCUGCAAAGCCAUCGAACAAGCAAGGGCUCAAAACAUCAAGAAGCUGGUUCUAUACACGGACAGUAUGUUUACCAUCAACGGGCGUGAGUGUGUUUCUUCUAGGGAUCACCAACUGGGUUCAAGGUUGGAAGAAGAAUGGGUGGAGAACAAGCGCCGGGAAGGAGGUGAUCAACAAAGAGGACUUCGUGGGGCUGGAGAAACUUGUCCAGGGCAUGGACAUCCAGUGGAUGCAUGUUCCUGGCCAUUCGGGAUUUGUAGGCAACGAGGAAGCUGACAGGCUGGCGAGAGAAGGAGCCAGGCAACCGGAAGACUGAACGACGUUGCCAUCACUCUGGGACACACUGGAGCCGUUGGCCUUUUGUGACGUCACUUACUGGUGUGAACAAUUAAACUGCAAGAGGACCGUUGCUGUACAAGGAGAGAGACGCUUUCAAACUGACUCAGAAAAGCAAGAUGGCAUUCUGAUAAAAGCGCUUAAAUGUCCUUUGAGGUCUGAGGAUUAUUUGAGAUUUCAGCAUUUCGCUUUA